CAACCCCUUUUGGCCUGAAAGUCACCAUAAUUUGUGUCGGAAUGGAAAAGUUUCACUGAGCAACCUGUAAGGAAAGAUAAAAAGUUACUUUGGUUGUGGAAUCCGCAAGAAGAGCCGGCUUUUGGACGGUGAAAGUCUUCAGAGUGUUUGGUUGCUGAAACGUUAAGAUGGACAAACAGAAGCAGAAGGACAAGCUAGCAGUCCACAAGAUGAGCGACUCUGGGAAGAGCCCUGAACAGCAGCCAAUCACAGCCUGUCUGUUCAGCGCAGCCUUCUUCGGCGCCCUGGGGUCGUCUUUCAUUUACGGCUACAACCUCUCCGUGGUCAACGCUCCCUCUUUGUUCAUUCAAGCUUUCUACAAUAAGACGUGGAUUGAGCGAUAUGGAGAGCCUCUUGGAGCAGAGACGGCCACCCUCUUCUGGUCCAUCACAGUGUCCAUAUUUUCUAUCGGAGGCCUUCUCGGAGCGGUGUCCGUCUCCGUAAUACUCAAAGUACUGGGAAGAAAGGGAACCUUGCUGUUGAAUAACAUCUUCGCUCUAAUAGCUGCUGUGCUGCUGACUUUCGGCGAAAGUGCCAAAUCCUUUGAGAUGCUCAUCAUUGGCCGGUUCAUAAUCGGGGUGGACUCUGGUGUAGCUCUCAGCGCCCUCCCCAUGUACCUGGGAGAAAUUACGCCAAGACAUGUCCGAGGUUCCGUCGGCCAGUUCAACUCCAUCCUGAUCUGCUUGGGAGUGUUCACGGGACAAGUGCUUGGGCUGCCCGAGCUGCUGGGUCAGGAAAACAGGUGGAGCUACCUGUUUGCCUUCCUGGCGGUGCCGGCAGUGCUGCAGCUGUGUGUGCUGCCCUUCCUCCCCGAGAGUCCUCGCUACUUGCUGAUAGAGAGGAAGGAUGAGGCUGGAGCAGAAAGAGCCUUCCAGAGGUUUUUGGGGAAGAAAGAUGUGUCCCGGGAGCUGGAGGAGGUCCACGCGGAGUCUCGAGCUCAGGACAACCUACACACCGCCUCUGUGUUACAGCUGCUGAGGAGCCCAGCUGUUCGCUGGCAGCUCAUCACCAUCAUCGUCAGCAUGGCCUGCUAUCAGCUCUGUGGCCUCAACGCUAUCUGGUACUACACCAGUGGGAUCCUUCGGGAAGCAGGCUUUGGCGAGAACAUCAUCCCCUACAUCACACUGAGCACCGGGGCCAUAGAGACUCUGGCUGCCAUCAUCUCGGGCUUAGUGAUAGAACGAAUCGGGAGGAAGCCCCUCCUCAUCUUUGGUUUCUCGGCCAUGGCCGUAUUCUUCAGCCUACUCACAGUGUUCCUCAAUUUCCAGGACAGUCUGUCAUGGAUGCCCUACCUCAGUUACGUCUGUAUACUGGCUGUGAUUGCGUCCUUCUGCUCUGGGCCAGGUGGCAUCCCCUUCGUCCUGACCGGAGAGCUGUUUGAACAGUCCUACCGACCUGCCGCCUUCAUGAUCGCUGGCACAGUUAACUGGCUGUCCAACUUUGCUGUGGGCCUCCUGUUCCCAUUUAUUCAAGAGAAGCUGCAAUCCUUUGCCUUCAUGGUGUUUGUGGUGGUCUGCGUCUUGGGAUCUAUCUACCUCUACAUCGUCCUCCCCGAGACCAAAAAUAAAACAUUUAUGGACAUCAGUCAGAGCUUUGCCAAAAUCAACAAAAUCCCUGUCCCCUCUCCCGGCCAUGAAAUUGAGCUGGUUCUGUCCUGUAAGCCCGACAUGAAUGGAAAAAUCCAAGAUAUCGUUAAGAUGGAGAGUUCCUUCUAGCUGACCAAACUGAACAAAUUGUGGAGAAGCAGGGUUAAUGUUGUUUAUACAUAUUUAUUUAAUGCCUGUAGUGAAGUAAAUGAAAAUCAAUGCUUUUGUUGCAAUGCAUUUUGACAUUUUGUAUAUGUUUUAUAUGACUGGAAUAUUUAGGAAUAUUAGUUUACAGCAAUUAUUUGUUUAUGUCUUUCAUGUACCGUUUACAAGUCAAUAUAAAAUAAUCAUAAAUUGCA
Messenger RNA from Sebastes umbrosus (honeycomb rockfish), 1984 nucleotides. RefSeq names its product solute carrier family 2 member 9, like 2 (gene slc2a9l2). NCBI's taxonomy places the organism in Eukaryota, Metazoa, Chordata, Actinopteri, Perciformes, Sebastidae. The transcript has 14 exons. Gene Ontology annotation, biological process: monosaccharide transmembrane transport. The coding region runs from base 168 to 1754 and encodes 528 amino acids. Gene Ontology annotation, cellular component: membrane. The record is from RefSeq and is a predicted model, not a curated record. Gene Ontology annotation, molecular function: hexose transmembrane transporter activity.